UUUAUCCUUAAAAAAAAAAAGGGAAAAAAAAUCCCUCCCUCCCCCUCUAUAUAAAUCCAACCUUCUUUACAACUUUUCUUUCGGACCAAAACAAACUUGAUCAAAGAAUUCCUCCCUUUUCUCUUCUUUGCUAAUCUUGGGGUUUUUAUAAUUUACAUGGAGGGGAUGAAGAAAAAGUGGAGUAAGUAUAUGGGUUUGAAGGGAUUGGGGCGGAGCCGAUCGGUGACCGGAGGAACAGCGGUCGGACCGGAAGGUAUGUCGAAAAAGAGCAAAUCUUUGAACAGUGGUCCGAAAUAUAAAACACCGGUGGCUCCGGACGGUUGUUUUGCUGUGUAUGUGGGAGCGGAACGGCAACGGUUUGUUGUGAGAACGGAAUUUGCGAAUCAUCCUUUAUUUCAGAUGCUGCUAGAAGAUGCGGAGGUGGAAUAUGGGUAUAACAGUCAAGGCCCUAUUUUGCUUCCUUGUGAAGUUGGGAUGUUUUAUAAUGUGUUGGCGGAGAUGGACGACGGCGGCGAUGGGAUUAGCAACCGUUGGACAGGUGGAGAAAGCGGUGGUUUAAUUGCUUGUAGCCCACUUCGGCUGACUAGUUGUGGUAGUAGAAAUGGCGGUGGGUAUAGGGUGUUGAGUCCGUCAUCGAUGCUUAAAUUAAAUGGACUUUGACUUGGCACAUAAUUUCACAAAUAUAUAUUAUUUAUUUAUUUUUCUUAUAUAUACGGUAAGAUUUCUUCUUUGUUCGAGUGUAUUGAAAUUAGGAAGAAAUUUCUUGUCAAAAAAGAAAAAUUAGAAAGGAACUAGAUGAUUUGAGGUUGUAAAUUGAUGGAGGUUUUCUUUUUUCUUUCUUUCUUUCAAUUGAAAAACUCAAUGUGUGUGUUGGUGGAAUUAACGACAAAACUACAAGAACAAUUACAAAACUUUAAA
Cucumis sativus (cucumber) is the source of this 918-nucleotide messenger RNA. RefSeq lists its product as uncharacterized. Lineage: Eukaryota; Viridiplantae; Streptophyta; Magnoliopsida; Cucurbitales; Cucurbitaceae. The record is from RefSeq and is a predicted model, not a curated record. Bases 157 to 660 code for a protein of 167 amino acids. The transcript has a single exon. Gene Ontology annotation, biological process: response to auxin.